GUCUCUGAUAAAAAGGCCGUCAUAUUAAAAAUUGCAAAACUGACGUACAACUUGAUUAUCGAGCAUCAUUGCGACACGGAAAUAAGCCUUGGGAAUUGAUAAAAUAAACGAUUUAACGCGUUGUCGCGCACGCUCCUCGAACGAUAAUCAAACCGACCAGCUACACCGUUGAUAAGCGAUAAUUCAGAAGCAUGUUACGCAUAUAAUGUGUAUACGAAGCGGGUUAGAUGACAGUGACUAAUGAGGCGGUCGCACGUUAAUUACCAUGAAGCCAGACUUUCAAUUGGUGGUUCAGGAGGAGGAGGACACCGUGCCAGUGCCUGAAAAGCCUGAAUGGCAGGCACUCUCCAAGGAGGAUACUUCAAUGUCUGGGCUCGUCGGAUCUCUACGCGGCUUGGAGGACAAUUCUGGGAACGCAGGGCAACCGUAUCGUAGGAACAGCCUCGCUCUGUCUCUACACUCGAAUUUGGCCGCUUUUCCGCUAUCCAAUAACCAAGAAGUCUCGCCUUUUCACGUGGUUGAUUCGGCGCGAAGAAGGUUCAGCAAUGUCAGCGACGUUGUUUCCAGAAAGAUCUCUCAUACGAUUCGAUGGAGAACGGUUUCGGCUUCGAUCGAACUCACAGUAUCACAGGGAUCAUCAUUGUGCGCUCAAUACAUUCGUAAUCGUCUGAAACGAUGUGGAAUCUUUCAUCGGAAGCUUGGAUUGAAAAGGAUGAGAAGUGCCAUGCUGCUUCCUGGAGGGGCAGUUGUCGGAGAAGUUUAUCCAGAGUUAGUGUCAGUUGGAGCUGAACUAGAGAAGAUGCAUCCAAAUUUGUUCAAUCGUGUUGCACGGCAAAUCGGCUGUGGUAGCUUCUCGUCAGAACAGUCCGUCAGCGAGGCCGUCGUCGAUAUCUCCAGGGAAAUGAUCAGGAAUGGAGAGAUGACUUGGAGUAAAGUGAUAGCCCUUUACGCGGUUGCUGGUGGUAUUGCUGUAGAUUGCGUACGUCAGGGCAAACCUGAAUAUCUACCUGCUGUACAAAGAGGUAUGACGGAUGUUUUAGAAGAGGAUCUUGCUGCAUGGAUACAAGCUAACGGUGGAUGGACUACUCUAGUAACGCGAUACAGACCUGCGACGAAAGAAACAACGUGGUACUCACGAAAACUUAUAUUCCUGUUUCUAUUCGCCAUGUUGUUCGUUUUUAUGAUCUCUGUAUUUUUAAAACUUCUAAUUUUAUAACGUAUUUCAAAUAUAACUGCAUAAAAUAUAAUUUACACUCUAUAGUACUUAAAUGCAAACCAUCAUUCAUGUAAGAUAUUUGUAAAUCAUCAUAAAAAUUAAAAACUUUGCUCAACUGAGAUAUUUUGAAACACAG
Frieseomelitta varia is the source of this 1352-nucleotide messenger RNA. RefSeq lists its product as uncharacterized. Bases 266 to 1216 code for a protein of 316 amino acids. The record is from RefSeq and is a predicted model, not a curated record. Gene Ontology annotation, molecular function: protein homodimerization activity; protein heterodimerization activity. Gene Ontology annotation, biological process: regulation of apoptotic process; extrinsic apoptotic signaling pathway in absence of ligand; intrinsic apoptotic signaling pathway in response to DNA damage. Gene Ontology annotation, cellular component: mitochondrial outer membrane. The transcript has 5 exons. Lineage: Eukaryota; Metazoa; Arthropoda; Insecta; Hymenoptera; Apidae.